Nomascus leucogenys (northern white-cheeked gibbon) is the source of this 1917-nucleotide messenger RNA. RefSeq names its product peroxisomal biogenesis factor 14 (gene PEX14). Gene Ontology annotation, molecular function: signaling receptor binding. Gene Ontology annotation, cellular component: peroxisomal membrane; peroxisomal importomer complex. Gene Ontology annotation, biological process: protein import into peroxisome matrix, docking. The record is from RefSeq and is a predicted model, not a curated record. Lineage: Eukaryota; Metazoa; Chordata; Mammalia; Primates; Hylobatidae.
GGUUGAUUAGUCAGGCCUCAGAAAGAUGGCGUCCUCGGAGCAGGCAGAGCAGCCGAGCCAGCCAAGCUCUACUCCAGGAAGUGAAAAUGUGCUGCCUCGAGAGCCGCUGAUUGCCACGGCAGUGAAGUUUCUACAGAAUUCCCGGGUCCGCCAGAGCCCACUUGCAACCAGGAGAGCAUUCCUAAAGAAGAAAGGGCUGACAGAUGAAGAGAUUGAUAUGGCCUUCCAGCAGUCGGGCACUGCUGCCGAUGAGCCUUCGUCCUUGGGCCCAGCCACACAGGUGGUUCCUGUCCAGCCCCCUCACCUCAUAUCUCAGCCAUACAAUCCCACAGGCUCCCGAUGGCGAGAUUACGGCGCCCUGGCCAUCAUCAUGGCAGGCAUCGCAUUUGGCUUUCACCAGCUCUACAAGAAAUACCUGCUCCCUCUCAUCCUGGGCGGCCGAGAGGACAGAAAGCAGCUGGAGAGGAUGGAGGCCGGUCUCUCUGAGCUGAGUGGCAGCGUGGCCCAGACAGUGACUCAGUUACAGACGACCCUCGCCUCCGUCCAGGAGCUGCUGAUUCAGCAGCAGCAGAAGAUCCAGGAGCUUGCCCACGAGCUGGCCGCUGCCAAGGCCACUACAUCCACCAACUGGAUCCUGGAGUCCCAGAAUAUCAACGAACUCAAGUCUGAAAUUAACUCCUUGAAAGGGCUUCUUUUAAAUCGGAGGCAGUUCCCUCCAUCCCCGUCAGCCCCGAAGAUCCCCUCGUGGCAGAUCCCGGUCAAGUCACCGUCACCCUCCAGCCCCGCGGCCGUGAACCACCACAGCAGCAGCGACAUCUCACCUGUCAGCAAUGAGUCCACGUCGUCCUCGCCUGGGAAGGAGGGCCACAGCCCCGAGGGCUCCACGGUCACCUACCACCUGCUGGGCCCCCAGGAGGAAGGCGAGGGGGUGGUGGAUGUCAAGGGCCAGGUGCGGAUGGAGGUGCAAGGCGAGGAGGAGAAGAGGGAGGACAAGGAGGACGAGGAGGACGAGGAGGAUGAUGAUGUGAGCCAUGUGGACGAGGAGGACUGCCUGGGGGUGCAGAGGGAGGACCGCCGGGGCGGGGAUGGGCAGAUAAACGAGCAGGUGGAGAAGCUGCGGCGGCCCGAGGGCGCCAGCAAUGAGAGUGAGCGGGACUAGGGCUGCACCUGCUGCCUCCAGCCUGAGGAUGGCAUCCAGUGUGCCCGUGCGUGGCCACACCCUGCCUCUCUCUCUGGCCCUGGGAGGGCAGCUUGGAGCCCAGGUAGGGGGCAGAGCUGUCCUCAGCUGCACUGUGGCCUGGUGGCAGCAUGGGGAGUCACACUUCUGUCCCCCUGGCCUCCUCUCGCCUGGCCGCCAGCCCCAGCCCCAGCCCCAGGCCCAGCGGCCUUUGGCAUCGAUCUCAAGUCAGGCUGAAGGCAGCAAAGCCUCGGGGCCCAAGCCCCUCCCCAGCCCCCUCUCCCAGACAGACGCCUUGCCCAGGGUGUGUUUGCCGAGUGUCUUGACUACCGUGGCACCACGCAUGGCCAGAGCUAGCGUCCCUACUGCCUCCCGACGACUCAGUGGAGGAGGAGCUGCGGUCCCUCUGGUGUCUGCCGUUCACUUCCCUCCCUGGGCCCGGCCCUGGACCCCUCAGGUGCCUGUCCCCAGCCCCCAGUCGUGCCCUGUCGUCCUCCCAGACAAAUGAAACCACGCUGCGCUUCUGAUGCCCCCGCUUGCCGUGUAAUGGUUCAGCUAAUCCCAUGGCGAGAUGGGGCUCACUCCGGAGGAGGAGCCAGGCAUCAGGGCCUUCCUGACCAACAGCCAGCUCUGUCCUUCCCCCCAGGAAACACAUGUUCAUUUGUGUGAUCAUGUAUAGACCUCAGAACGGAAGAUAGGACUGUAUAUAAUUGUAAUAAAUACCAGUUGCCACUAUUUAA